UAUGAACCAGAACUCAGUUCAGAGUACAAACUCUCAACUCUCGUCUCUGGCUUUCCUUUUCCAUCAUGCGCCUGACUGUUGCCUGCCUUCUCCUGGCCUAUGCCGUGGCCCUCAGCAGCUCUGCUACAGUGAUAGAAAAUGGCAUGCCCAUAUUAUGGGGGCACACUGGAACUCAACUGACUGAUCUGCCCAUAGAAAAUGGGGUUGUUAACCCGGAUCCAUGGCACUUCCUUCACCGUUUGACCCUCUAUCGGCUGAUGAUAGCUGCUACAGACCCAUACAUGGGAACCAUGGGACCAAACCCCACAGACAGUCCCAUGUGGGGCCUGCCACUAGAGCUUGCAUGGAUGCUUACAUCAGGUCGUCUCGCCGAUCCAACUGCUGAAACCACAUGUGGCCAUCAAACUGGAGACACAAUGUGCAUUUCUACCAAGAGUUUCUGGGGCUGUGCAAACUAUUUUGUCUCUGCAAUGCCCUUUCUGUCUGCUGCACAGCAGGGCUUAAUGGGGCCUGAAAUUCAGGUACAGCUGCAGAUCCCUGUUGGUGUGCAGGACUAUUGCACCACCUAUGCUGACUGUUCUGCUAGCUUCCCUGAUGCCAUGAGUAAAUGGGAUGCCUUUUUUAAGGAUCUGGUGACUCCAGCGGAUCCCACUCUGCCUGAAAAUGAGAGGAAGGAUGCCGUGCUAGGUCUCUUCUGGGCUGCCCAGUCGAGCUCAAUCCGUUCAUCUUCUGGAUGCAAUGCCAGGAGGAACCUUUUCUCUUCCACAGAGUUGUCGUUUUCCAACAGCUGGCUGAACUCAGCAGAGUACGUCGCCGCAGCACGUUUUCAGUCCAACCUGGAAAACUCUGUGCGGUUCAUAACUCCUCUUCCAAGUCGAAUCCUGCUGGAGGGCGACGUUGCUCCUAAUAUUCCUGAUCUGAGCGAAACAGAGAACCACAUACUGCAGAUCUUCAACUGGAUGCAAAGCAUUGACUCUUUACUUGCUGGCAGACUGGUGCCCACGUGGCAAAAUGCCAUGUGUUCAGUAAGAACAAGAGAGGAAGGCAGGAAGAUGUUGGAGAACCUUCUUCUGGAUUCCACCUACGCCACAUCCUCCUUCCUGUCCAUCGUCACAGGAAUGGCCCUCAGCUGCUGAGACUAAGCACAUAUACACUCUCAGAGAAAACCUCCAACCGUGACUAAAGUACUUGAAUUUUAAAGUCAUGUGGAAGUUAAUUUAACUUGAUGUUUGUCUUAACACUUACUGUUCUAGUAAAUAGUAAUAAUAAAUACAUGACCAAAUUAGCAAAUUUUAACCUUAAGUUUUUUUAUUUACAUUUGUAUAAAUUGUAAAUGACCUAAUCCUCAGCAUUUAGUAUCUAACAUUUCAAUACAUGUUACUCUCCUUACUGUCUUAACUGAGGAAUAUGCAAUUAAUGCAGAUUACAGGGUGAAACUCAGUUUUCUUCCACACAAUUCUAUCCAUAUGCAAACCACACACACAUAUUAAAAUUAUUGAAAUAUAUGGUUUGAUACGUUUAAGGUAUACGAUCUACACCCAUUUCAUCCAAAGAUGAAAUACUGGUGCAGUAAAAUCUGUGUGCCAACCAAUCAUACUAAUUAUUCAGAAUAACAGUAUUUAUCACAUUAGGAUUGUUUGAAAGCAUUCAUGUACAAUCACAUAACUCUACUAUUGAAUGACUGAAUCAUAAGUCAAAAUUUAAAAAAGAAGAGCUUCAAACCUUGGUCUAAUAUUGCUCCCUAGUGGUCACAAUAUGUAAGCAAAGGUUUAUUUAAGACAUUUUCAUUAGUAAAAAAACGUUUUAAAGGCUGCCUAACAGAACUAAUUAUAUAUCCAGGCAAUUUAGGCUGAUAAAUUCAGCACAAAUAAAGAUGAUGUUUUUAAGCAGAUGUCUUGAAGACUUAGCAAAUAAUCUGCCAAUUUAGUUGUGACGGUGAAUUAAAGUCUAUAUAAAGUUGUUUCCUGACAGUGUGUAACCAUUGCACACAAAACUGUUAUUAUUUACUUAACACUACAAAACACUCAGACCGUUAAAUAAUCAGGAACAUGGUAUCAAAUUAUGGCAGGGCUUUUAUUUGAAAACAAACAAAAAAAAACUUAAACAACAUACAUUUGGAAUCACAUUAAAAAAACACAUUGACGACAUGUUUAAAAGCUGAUUAAAAUCAGUCAUUAAAAAACCCCACCAUACAAUAAAACCCGUGC
This is a messenger RNA of Cynoglossus semilaevis (tongue sole), 2207 nucleotides long. Its product is annotated as protein LEG1 homolog. Bases 66 to 1136 code for a protein of 356 amino acids. The transcript has 8 exons. Lineage: Eukaryota; Metazoa; Chordata; Actinopteri; Pleuronectiformes; Cynoglossidae. The record is from RefSeq and is a predicted model, not a curated record.